Annulohypoxylon truncatum is the source of this 2178-nucleotide messenger RNA. Its product is annotated as HET-domain-containing protein. The coding region runs from base 35 to 2167 and encodes 710 amino acids. The transcript is spliced from 2 exons. Lineage: Eukaryota; Fungi; Ascomycota; Sordariomycetes; Xylariales; Hypoxylaceae. The record is from RefSeq and is a predicted model, not a curated record.
CUUAUUAUCGAAUGUUCGGGGAUGACUUGAAAAUAUGGUUGACAAUACUCUUAGGUUAUUUAGCCUUGCAGUCUUAUACUUCAAACUGAUAUUUGGUGUUACUACUACACAUCUAUUUAUAAUAUCAAUAUUUACUGAUGCUUGUGCGUCCGUAACCAUGGAGACAACGACCGAUGAUCAUCUAAACUCCCGUUGUUCGGUUUGCGCAUCCCUUCUUCCGCCACCGGGAUUUUGCAGUCCAACCGCUCUUCGGCAGGCCUCCAAUAGGGGCUGUACAAUAUGCACCCUUCUUUACACCGCAUUGUCAGAGAAACAUAACCUUAAUGACCCGAAAGUAGAACGUGUAGAUUCAAUUGGCGGCUACGGUUUCUUCAACCUCGUGGCAGGCACAGCUAAGCCCGGGUUUGGAAUGGGGUCUCUAUGGGAUCAUAUCUCUGUAACGCUGGCCCUAGACGGAGAAGGAUACUGUCCCUCGUCAUUAGCGUGGCUUCCUGUACAGAAAAAGUCACCUCUGUCGCGGACAAAGGAGCGGGAUAUUCAGGUAAUCAGAGACAGAAUUGAGAACUGUCGGACCAACCACCCAAAUUGUCCCGGCUUUCACCCCUCUCACAUUAAGAACUUACCAACUCGAGUCAUCGACGUUGGGCUCGAUGGAAAGAGACCUUUCUUAUACCACUCCUACAAGGGGGAAAGAGCCCGCUACUUGGCUCUAAGUCACCGAUGGGGCGACCCGAAAACACAAUAUAAGAAACUGCUAACCCUGACGGGGAAUGCAUCUUCUCACUGCAAAGGCAUACCCCUUGACGAGUUCCCGAGGACUUUCCGCGAAGCUAUCGAAGUGACACGGGGUCUGGGGAUCCAGUACCUCUGGAUAGAUUCCAUCUGCAUAAUCCAGGACGACGAAAAAGACUGGGAAGCCGAAGCAGGACGUAUGUGUGACGUGUACUCAAACGCCUUUGCUACCAUAUUCGCGGACCGGGCGAGACAUAGCGAUGACGGUCUCUUUCAGAACAGAAAGGACAGGGAGACUCCGCGCUCGGUCCGAGUUAUCGAGUACAAAGAUAACGACUCCGAACCCGCCGCUAGAGUCCUCCUUCAGACUCAGAUCAACACGAACAUCGCAAACUUCGCCACGGAAGUGCGCGAGCUCUUCUGCCAGGCGGACCAGAGCGCGAGCCAGCUUACCGGACGCGGGUGGAUCCUGCAAGAGGAGUGCCUUUCGCAACGGCGGAUCCACUUCACCGAGACAGAGCUGAAGUGGAAGUGUCCGACCGAAGCCAAUUGCGAGUGUGGCCUCCGCACUCUAGUCGACCUUUACGAUCCGGUAGAUAAUUUCUCUAACCUGGUAGAUCCGGAAAAGGCGAAGAAGCAGCCGUGGAAGACGCCGGAGUCGAUUUGGCAGGCCAUUGUCGUGGACUACACGUCCAGGAGCCUGACCUACGAGACCGACAGGAUAGUGGCGCUGGCGGGGAUAGCUGCCAAGGUUCGAGAGGAACGGCAAGACUACCUUGGGGGCCUAUGGCGUAAGCAGUUAAAUACUACCAUAUUUUGGAAAGCGGCAAGUAGAUGUCACAGAACGAUCGAGUACGUCGCUCCGUCCUGGUCGUGGGCUUCUGUGGUAGGAAAGAUACGAUUUAUACCGCGCUCGAAGGAAGAGCGGUUUAUAUGGGACGUCAUUGAGACGGAAUGCCGUCAGAAUGGUGAUUUUGGAAGGAUCUCUUCAGCGCAUCUCAAGGUUAGGAGCAAGAUUGUCCAUGUCCAAGUGGAAGAGCGGCCGCUGGAUAUGAGAAAGGAGCUUGCGCAGAGUAGAUGGGACAGUGGGGAUGCGGAAGUUAGACCUAUGUGUGAUGGGGUUAAGUACCUGACAGUCAUGCCGGUGCAACGGUCCCCGGAAUGCGCUCCCCCUUUACCUACGAUGUUGGGGUUGGACGUCCAAAGUGAUUGGGAUAUCUUAACUUCAGGCGUGCAAAGCGACUUGCGACUUUUAUGUAUAAGUCUGACAAACGCAUUCUGGAAAUUCAAAUCUGUGGAAAUUGCUAAAUGCCUUCUCCUUAGACGUUCGCCAAAGGAGAGUAGUUCCUGGGAAAGGAUUUGUUAUGUGUGCCUCAAGGGUGGGUGGGAGUCGUGGAAACCUUUCGCCUUUGAAGAAGAGAUUAUUAUCCUGUAAGAAAAAAGAAU